This is a messenger RNA of Trichomycterus rosablanca, 1457 nucleotides long. RefSeq names its product cerebellar degeneration-related protein 2a (gene cdr2a). Bases 175 to 1431 code for a protein of 418 amino acids. NCBI's taxonomy places the organism in Eukaryota, Metazoa, Chordata, Actinopteri, Siluriformes, Trichomycteridae. The record is from RefSeq and is a predicted model, not a curated record. The transcript has 5 exons.
GUGCAGUGUAAUGUUGUGUUAUAAGAUGUGAUGUAGUGUAUUGUACUGUUGUGUGGGUUUUAGGGGUUGUAUGUGAGAAACCCGACAACGCGACCUGAUGUAGGUCGGUGCAUGGUUACAGAGGAGCGGAAUUGGAGUAUUUAAAUCCGACUGGAUCGUUUAUAAAAGAUAAAAAUGCUGACGGACAGAAUAGUGGAGAAGGAAUUUGAAGGGAAGGAGGAAGAUCUGUGGUACAGCAGGGAAGAUCUGGAACAUGAUCUACACUUGGCUGCAGAGUUGGGAAAGUCACUGCUGGAGAGGAACCAUGAGUUGGAGCAGGGCCUUCAGCAGAUGUACUCCACCAACCAGGAGCAGCUGCAGGAGAUUGAGUACCUGAAUAAGCAGGUGGAGCUGCUGAGGCAGGUGAAUGACCAGCAUGCUAAAAUGUACGAGCAGCUGGACGUUGCUGCACGAGAGCUGGAAAAGAGUAACCACAGUCUGGUGCAGGAUAACCGCACAGCACAGGGAAAAAUCCACAGCCUGACCGAGACCAUUGAUGGCUUACAGACUUAUAUGGAGAGUUUGCAGAGGCAGGUGGAGGAGCUGAAGGUAACUCAGUCUGAGCGCUUAAAGAGGGAACGGACUGAAUCUCGCAACGCCCUGACUGCUCAAAGCAUCUCCUGUCUGAAGGAGCUCUAUGAUCUGCACCAGGACACGUGCCUCAGUACAGAAUCACUUGAGGAUCGUUCGUUGUGGGCAUUAGAUGCAGGCCUGGUGGCAGAGGAAAAAUCUGCACUAAAAAAAACCCUGUGUAACCUGCACGCCCAACUGGCUAGUGAACGUGAGCGACGGGAAGCCACCGAAAAGGUUAUAGAGCUAACAGAGCGUGAAAAGAGGGCACUAGAGCACCGGGUGGCAUUGCUUGAGGGGGCACGGCGCCGACAAGCUGAACUAGAGGUUGAGGUGGUAGAGCUGCGUCAACUGUGGCGUUCUGAAUCCAGCGCUAAACCUACAGACUCGCUCAUGCCAGACACCGUGUUUUACCUGGAGAAAGCGGUGGAGUCAGGAACAGGACCGGACGAUUGCGAAGACGAGGGGCCAGCACAGGACCUUAGACGCGGGCACAAGCUCACAUGUAUCAGGCGAUCUGAAGCGGUGAGGCAGCGCGGUAUCUCGCUGCUUAAUGAAGUAGAUGCGCAGUAUGGCGUAUUGAAGACCAAAUAUGAAGAGCUGCUGCACCGCUGCCAGCGCGGCGACGACGAACUCAGCCACAAAGGUGUCCAGACGCCGGCUGUUGCCUUAAAAAUGCAAUCGUUGUCUCCCAUGGAUGAACCGUACCAGCCGGAGUACAAGGCUCUCUUUAAGGAGAUUUUUACAUGUAUCCAGAAAACCAAAGAGGACCUGAAGGAGAACAGGGCCACAGUGAGACAGAAGCAGGUUUUGGACGAGUGAAACAACUUUAAUUUGUAUUAUGUCCA